Molecule: messenger RNA, 249 nt
Organism: Kluyveromyces lactis
Lineage: Eukaryota; Fungi; Ascomycota; Saccharomycetes; Saccharomycetales; Saccharomycetaceae
Gene: COX12
Product: cytochrome c oxidase subunit VIb
Exons: 1
Coding region: 1-249 (82 amino acids)
Cellular component (GO): respiratory chain complex IV; mitochondrion
Source: RefSeq, a predicted model, not a curated record
AUGGCUGAAAAUCAAGAAUCUCCAUUACACACCGUUGGUUUCGACGCUAGAUUCCCAAACCAAAACCAAACAAAGCACUGCUGGCAAUCGUACGUGGAUUACCACAAGUGUAUCAAUGCUAAGGGUGAAGACUUCGCUCCAUGCAAGGUUUUCUGGAAGACCUACUCCUCUCUAUGUCCAGUUGACUGGGUUGAAAAGUGGGAUGAACAAAGAUCCCAGGGUAUCUUUGCUGGUGACAUUAACCCAUAA